AUGGCUGGACGGGGAUUGGCUGGCAGAGACAGGGGGAGAGAGAAAAAUAAAUUGGAACUAAAAACACGAGAGAGAGUGCGUGAGGUGAGCGAGGGCUGUGACUGUGAGUGGCUGGUAGCUUGUAGGGCCGAGAACAAGGGUGGCACCAAGCGAGACGCUCUGGAACUAAACGCUUCAUCCCUCUGUCCUCGUCCCUCCCCUCUCUCGCUGCAGAGCUCAACGCAGUUCCUCCCUUCCUUCCUCUGCCGCUUUGCUUCACUCACGGUCCACUCGGCAAAGAAAGAAGUUGCACCAAAGAGGCAGGCAGCUGACAAGCCAUCUGGCAGCAGCCCAUCCAAGAGAGGUCGAGGAAGACCACCCAAAGGUGAAGCCAAGAAGAAAGCCAAGUCAUCUCCUAAGGGUCGAGGACGUGGUGGUGGCACUGGUCGUGGACGCCCAAAGAAGGCAGGUGCUCCUGCCAAGAGCAGUGACGAGGAGGCUGAAAAGGAAGAGAGUGAAGAAGGCGAAACCUCUGAAUAAGGCCCUUUCCAUCAUCCUCAGACAACUCCGUAGGCCUAACUUGUGUUUAGUUUAGGCCAUCUACUUGGUGUCCAUCUCUCUUUCAUCAAUAUCUCCUGUCUUCAAGUAGUGUAGGUCGAACUUGUGUACAACACUCGAUUCAAGUACAAAGUUCGCGUUCCAUGCGACCCACAUAUUUCUCUCAUCUUUUCCUUUCAUCCUUUUGAGUUGUCUGUCUUGUGUCGUUUGAGGAAAUGAAUGUGUUCUCAUAAUU
Messenger RNA from Darwinula stevensoni, 772 nucleotides. The record is from the annotation of a GenBank genome assembly. NCBI's taxonomy places the organism in Eukaryota, Metazoa, Arthropoda, Ostracoda, Podocopida, Darwinulidae.